Limanda limanda (common dab) is the source of this 1458-nucleotide messenger RNA. It is a transcript of the gene gjc1, whose product is annotated as gap junction protein gamma 1. Gene Ontology annotation, biological process: cell communication. The transcript has a single exon. The record is from RefSeq and is a predicted model, not a curated record. Bases 1 to 1458 code for a protein of 485 amino acids. NCBI's taxonomy places the organism in Eukaryota, Metazoa, Chordata, Actinopteri, Pleuronectiformes, Pleuronectidae. Gene Ontology annotation, cellular component: connexin complex.
AUGAGCUGGAGCUUCCUCACGCGGCUGCUGGAGGAGAUCCACAACCACUCCACCUUCGUGGGGAAGCUGUGGCUCACCGUGCUCAUCGUCUUCCGCAUCGUUCUCACCGCCGUCGGGGGAGAAUCCAUCUACUACGAUGAGCAGAGCAAGUUUGUCUGCAACUCGGGCCAGCCGGGCUGCGAGAACGUCUGCUACGAUGGCUUUGCCCCUCUGUCUCACGUACGCUUCUGGGUCUUCCAGAUCAUCUUGGUGGCGAUGCCCUCGCUCAUGUACAUGGGCUACGCCAUCAACAAGAUUGCACGAUUAGAUGAAGCGAAGGGAGGAGGGGGAUCUGCUGCAGUCAGAACAGGAGGAGGGGGCUACACUCACAGGAAGCCCAGGAAAAUCUGCUUUGGAGCGCGGCAGCACCGGGGGAUCGAGGAGACCGAGGAGGACCAGGAGGAUGAUCCCAUGAUCUAUGAGGUGCCAGAGAUCGAGCCCCCUAAAAGGCCUCGGGAUCCACUGCAACCCGCACCCAGACCUAAAAUCCGGCACGAUGGACGCAAACGCAUUCGAGACGAGGGUUUGAUGAGGGUGUAUGUUUUGCAGCUGGUGACCCGCACGGUGCUGGAGGCGGGCUUCCUUGCAGGCCAGUACUUGCUGUACGGAUUCCGUGUGAUGCCGGUGUUCGUGUGCUCGAGGGAACCUUGUCCUCACAGCGUGGACUGCUUUGUGUCGCGGCCGACAGAGAAGACCAUCUUCCUGCGUAUCAUGUAUGGCGUCACUGUCCUCUGCCUCACGCUCAAUGUUUGGGAGAUGCUCCAUUUGGGGAUUGGCUCCAUCUGUGACAUUCUUCGGCGGCGGCGCUGCCCACCUCCGGAGGACGAGUACCAGUUGGGUUUACUGGGCACCAACGGAGGUGUGGAGGGCUCUGUCGGGGUGGCAGGGCCCGAGGCGAGUUCCGAGGGAGGGGUGGGUGGAGAUGGGGCUGCUGAUUACGUGGGUUACCCCUUCUCGUGGAACACUCCAUCUGCUCCACCCGGCUAUAACAUUGUGGUCAAACCUGAGCAGAUGCCCUACACAGACCUCAGCAACGCCAAAAUGGCGUGCAAGCAGAACCGGGCAAACAUUGCCCAAGAGGAGCAGCAGCAGUUUGGCAGCAAUGAGGAUAAUUUCCCCACAGGAGGGGAGGCCCGUGUGGCCCUGAACAAAGACAUGAUCCAGCAAGCUCACGAGCAACUGGAGGCGGCCAUCCAGGCGUACAGUCAGCAGCACCGAGCAGAUGAGCAGCUCGGGGACAACAAGGACGACAAGCCACAGAGUAACAUCAUCCAGGCCCACCCUCAGCCACAGCCGCAGCCUCAGAAAGAGCGCAAGCAUAAAUUCAAACACGGCAAAGGGGGCAGCAGCGGAGGAGGCAGCAGCAGCAACAGCAGCAGCAGCAAAUCAGGAGAGGGAAAACCCUCCGUAUGGAUUUAA